AUGUUGGUAACCAGGCCACUGCCUGGGGAAGACCACCUGACUGUGGAAGAAGAGUCUGAUACAAUUGAAGAAAAUAAACAGGAAGAAAUUAAGGAUAAUACACCUGCUAAUGAGAAAAAUGGGGAUUAUUAUAAAGAUAUAAAACAAUAUGUGUUCACAACACAAAAUCCAAAUGGCACCCAGUCUGAAAUAUCCGUGAGAGCAACAACUGAUCUGAAUUUUGCUUUAAGAAACUAAUCAACUCAGGGUCCAAAUGAGCCUGCAUUUUGGACAAUGUUAGCUAAAGCUAUAAAUGGAACACCAACUAGUGAUAUUGGAGAAGAAAAAGAUCAAUUAUUUCACCCAAUUCCAAGUUCUGAUUUGAAUGCUACAAAAGAAGACACCCAAGCAGGGCAGCAGGAUGUCAAGUUAAAGUUCAUGCUGGGCAUCUCACUGCUGACCCUCCUCCUUUUUGUCAUCUUCUUGGCAGUAUCUAGCUCCUUGCUGUACAAACUGAAGACUGAUUAUAAAAUGAAAGCUGAGAGUGAAUACUCCGUCAACCCAGAGCUUGCCACUCUGUCUUACUUUCAACCAUCAGAAGGCAUAUCAGACACAUCUUUCUCUAAGAGUGCCGAGAGCAGCACAUUUUGGGCCACCUCUUCUUCAGAAGUGAGAAAAUCAGACAUACGGUCGAAAUCUAGAAUGACGGACAUGAUUUCCACAGCCUCCGAUGACGACAUGGGCUUGAACGAUGAGCAGAACUUACCUCAGAAUGAGGACGCUGGCGUUGAUGAAGAGACUUAG
This is a messenger RNA of Rhinolophus ferrumequinum (greater horseshoe bat), 783 nucleotides long. RefSeq names its product equatorin (gene EQTN). Lineage: Eukaryota; Metazoa; Chordata; Mammalia; Chiroptera; Rhinolophidae. The transcript has 7 exons. Gene Ontology annotation, biological process: fusion of sperm to egg plasma membrane involved in single fertilization; endocytosis; acrosomal vesicle exocytosis. Gene Ontology annotation, cellular component: plasma membrane. The record is from RefSeq and is a predicted model, not a curated record.